UGAUAUCCUCCCCCUCCCACUCACUCACACAGAGAGCAGAGAGGAGAGGGAGCAGCAAACAAGACGCUAUCAUGACGCCGUGGCUUCAGGCUGGAAAACAGACGCACUCUCAGUGAUGGCCUGAGGAAAACAUGCAUGUGGAGAAUGGAUGCCGCCAUCAAUUUAACCCCCUGGGAAUAACGUCAAUGCCAAGAACUGCUGCUUUUCCAUAAAUCAGAUCUGAAGAGGAUUGACAUUUUUGUUCAAAUCCCAACGCUGCUCUGGGAAUAUGCAGCAGUUGGAGGAAGGAUAUCUCAAAAGGGAAAUAUUUUGAACUCUGGAUCUGCGGACCUUUUUUUUGACCCUUUAUGAAGGUAAUGGAAUCACUUACAUGAAGUCUUCAGAGGGUGAUGAUUGUACUCUAAAACAUCAGAAAAACGAGACCUACAUUUUGUUGUUCAGCACCCUUUCCAGUGUGGAGGAUUCUUGCAGCAGGGGGGUGCACCCCUCAGAUUUGACUCCAGGCUCUAGCUGAAUGUAUGAGCCCUCCCACUAAAUGCAGAAAUCGUACAUUCUAUUUUUCACAACAAAGAGCAUGCCUCGCCUAAAAUCCUACGGUUUCAAAGACUCGUCAUACUCGUCAUAAGGAGGUGGCAUGUUUUUGCCUUCCUUAUGAAUUAAUUAUGGAAUAAGGUGCACAAAAGGAGAGAUUAUAAAAGCAGAAAAUCUCAGCGGAAGAAGGGGACACUGUACUCGAACACCCAGCCCCCUCCCCUGGCUGCACUGUGGAAUAAGGGGUGUGUUCGGAGGUUCACCCCCACCAGGCUGCCGCUCGCAGAUGGAGGCCCACCAACACUCCCCAGAUAGCAGCAGUGAGGAGUGCACCGUCCUGGAGGCUCCGCCCGGCAAAAAUGCCUGCCCUCAACAUGCAGGGAAGGUGGCAGACCUGUACUGUUCAGCCUGUGAGUGUGCGCUGUGUGAGGACUGUGUGUCAGACCAUGGAGAGCACCCUAAGGUUCCCCUCAGCGAGGCCCUGGAGCGGCACCGAAGCAGCCUGCAGGAGAGUCUGGGGAAAGUCCAGAGCAGACUCCCUCAGAUUUCAGACGCCCUGUCCUUUGUUAAGGAGAUCCUCCAGCAGCUCACCAAUCAGAGAGCUUCCAUCGAGGAGGACAUCCAGUCAAGUGUCGAGGAUCUGCACAAGCAGCUGGAUGUCCGAAAGAGUGUGCUGCUGAUGGAGCUUGAGGUCACAUAUGGACUCAAACAGAAGGUCCUCCAGGCCCAGGUGGAUAGCCUUGCUCGGGGGGAAGGUGACAUCAUAGCCUCCUGUACCCAGGCAGAGGAGGCUCUGGCCGGGGAGGCUUGUGUGUCAAGCCUGCAGGUGGAGAGGGAGCUGCAAGAGAGGCUGCGGGAGCUGGCUGGCCUUGGGCUGCCAUGUCAGCCAGAGGAGAACGACCAGCUGGAUCUGAUCAUGGAAACAGACGGGCUAAGGAAGUCUGUACACAACUUAGGAACCAUCGUUACAACAAGCGCUGUUGCAAGCCAGAGUGAAGCCAUGGGCGCAGGCCUGGAGCAGUGCAUUGUGGGACAUCCUGCCUCUGUUACCAUUGUGACUAGAGAUAAGAGUGGGGGAGCCUGCAAGAGCGGCAAUGCAAUCCUGUCAGCAGAGGUGUUCACCCCUGAUGGAAGCAUAGUGGACGGAGAAAUGGUGGACCACAAGAAUGGAACUUAUGAGUUUGUUUACACAGUGCCAAAGGAAGGUAACUUCUCACUGGCUCUUCGUCUGUAUGACCAGCACAUUAAAGGAAGUCCCUUUAAACUGACAGUCAGCAAGGCCUCAGAGGUAGAAGUCGAGGUGUCUCCUUCAACCACCACUGCAACAAACUCAGCUGCCUACGCGACUCCAUCCACGGGUUCCUCUGAGGGGGCGAAAAGACGAGGGAAGUCCCCUGGCCAGAAGAAGAAGGGCUCCAAGAGGGCAAGCAGUGCCCUGGGAACCCCACGGCGCAAGACCCAGAACCCCAUUGAGGAUGACCUUAUUUUUAGGAUUGGAACAAAGGGAAGGAAUAAAGGAGAGUUCACCAACCUUCAAGGAGUAGCUGCCUCCUCCACUGGCAAGAUACUGAUCGCUGACAGCAACAAUCAGUGUGUUCAGAUUUUUGCCAAUGAAGGGGAAUUCAAGAGUCGCUUUGGCGUGCGUGGACGAUCACCAGGGCAAUUGCAGCGUCCCACGGGGGUAGCCGUGCACCCCAGUGGGGACAUCAUCAUUGCUGACUAUGACAACAAAUGGGUUAGCAUCUUCUCCUGUGAAGGAAAGUUCAAGGCAAAGCUCGGCUCUGGUAGACUUAUGGGGCCUAAAGGAGUCUCUGUGGAUCAGAAUGGACAUGUGAUUGUGGUUGACAACAAGGCAUGCACAGUCUUCAUCUUCCAGCUGACUGGCAAGCUCAUCAACAAGUUUGGAAGUCGAGGCAACGGGGACAAACAGUUUGCAGGUCCACACUUUGCAGCAGUGAACAAGAACAAUGAGAUCAUCAUCACUGACUUCCAUAACCACUCUGUCAAGGUGUUCACCACUGAAGGAGAGCUGCUGUUAAAGUUUGGAUCCAAUGGUGAGGGGAAUGGCCAGUUCAAUGCUCCCACUGGUGUGGCGGUGGACAACAAUGGGAACAUCAUUGUCGCUGACUGGGGCAACAGCAGAAUACAGGUGUUUGAUGGCAAUGGCUCCUUCCUGUCCUACAUCAACACAUCAGCAGACCCUCUAUAUGGACCCCAAGGUCUGGCUCUGACCUCAGAUGGACACGUUGUGGUGGCUGACUCUGGGAACCACUGCUUCAAAGUCUACCGCUACCUACAAUGAUGGAGGCUGGAAUGGAGGUAUGAAGACAAUGCAGGAGAGAUGGACAGGGGCAGCAGGUGUUGGAAUGGAGCGAUAAAGUGCAUGACAUCCAAUUCUAGGAAUUAUUGCAUGAAACUAUUGCAGCGUGUAACCAAGGAGGAAGGGAAGGGUAGAAAAGAGGAGGCAACAAGGAAGAAGGACCAGCCACAAUGACACCAAAAUUAAAAUAAAAUCAGGUUUGACAGAUUUGAUUAUUCUGAAAUAGUACGAUCUAACAAUUGCACUGGAUAGCAGAGAGAAGUGGGGGAAAGACUGACCUCUGAAAUGCAUCACAUUAAAACCUAUAGAGGAUAAGGACUGGGGGAAACUCAACAAUUGUGCACCUAAGGGACCGCUGCCUUCAUGCAAAUUUGACAAUUAUUGCAGAAAUGGACAGAAGACUGAUGCAAUGCUGGAGUAAGACCAGUUAUGCAACAAGUUAUUCAAGAUGUCAAAUCCUAGAAGUCCCGUGUUCCAAGUUUGGCUCAAGUAGAGAAACAGACUAGUAGAAUAAAAAAAAAAAAAAGCUUUAAAAGGGAUGAGCAAGUAUGGCUGCAGAAGAGGAGCACCAAAACGUCUCUGGAAACAACAGUUUUCCUAAAACCAGAAUGAAGGGAAUAAUGGAAAAAGGGAUUGAGAAUGGUGAAGGGCACAGAUGAAUAUGAAGUUUUGAAGAGGAUGAAAUGGAAGAUUUGAGUUUGCUCUGCCUUCUUAUUGUAUGUAUAUGACAUAGCUAGGGCUAACAGUGGUUUGUUUCUUUGUUUGACAUUAUUUGUAACCCCAGGUCUAUAUCCAAGAUCCCAGCAAUGACUUUUGCACCAUAGAUUACAGAGAGCUUGGUGAAAUAUGCUCAGAAGGAACACUCAAUUUGAAUCUAGCCAAGGAGCAUAACCCUGUGCUUGGUAAGGAAACCUUUAAAUAUGUCACAAGGAAGGACAUAAAAUUUUGUCAGGCAAAGAUGUGAGCCACUUUUAGCCUGUUGUACAUUGUUUGUAUAUUUGGACUGUCUGAAAAUGGAAUGUUAAUUUUGUUAUUUUGCCAUUUGCUAGUAUUCUUUACAAGUCUUAGGCAAUAGAUUCAUUAUGAGAAAUGACUGCCUGUCUCUGAUUAUUGUAUGACUAAACCAUUUGGUUGGUUCACAAAGUGGCUUUGAUGAGCAGCAUUGUUUACUUAGGGUCCAUGUCCACCAAUGCAUUUUUUUGUGCUGGCAGCACCUGAUUCCUACACAAAACCAAUGUAGUUCAGCACUUUCAGCAGCCGCACUGAGGCACCCUCGCACCCUGAUCAUUUCUUCAGGUUUAGAUUUGUGCAUAGGUCCAAGAGGCUUGUUGUAGGUCUUAUGAUGACGCAUAUGCAGACAAGAAAUCAUGUAUGCUGUGUGGGGGCUGCAUAUUUUAGGGAAAACAAAAAACCCCAGAAAUGUUCAAUUGCCCGAAAGGGGCGAUGUGACAAAAUAAUGAUAUUAAUCUAUGAAUGUAUUCAGAAUCAAUGUGUGGUCAUCCUUGUGAAGUUUGGUUUGAUUGACAAACCCACUAAAACAUUAAGCAGCAUAAGUCAACAUACGAAAAUUAAAAUUUUAGACAGUUAAAGAUAUAAAUCAUAGUCAUAAUAAUGACUAGAAAAGCACUCGGAGAGCGCAGACCUCCACCAUUAGCCCUAUCUCCCAAUAGUGAAGAGUCCUUUAAAAAAUUCCUGGAUCCGUCCCCAUGUACCCCCCACCAUGGCAUUCGCUGAUUACUCCCUCCACGGCGGGGUGGAAACACAUGGAGGCAAAGCAUUAGCUUCGCUACGGGUGCCAAGAGAUGCACUGACAGUCUCACCCAUGGUCUCACCGGAUGACUGGAAGUCAUGGCAGAGGGUGAAUAUUCCUCUAUUCCUCCCAGCAUUGUGAGUAUUCUUACUACAAUUCGCUGUCUUUCUCCCUGUUACGCUCCGACUUGUCUUCUCGACCAGGUGUACGUCUUUCAAAUUCUAUAAACUCCAAAACUUUGAAUAGAAAUACACCCACAAACGCUGCUGGGAUUGAAGUUACUCAUGUCCGCCAUCUCCUGGUGUAAAGUGGUAACAGCGCAGACCUCCA
This is a messenger RNA of Cheilinus undulatus (humphead wrasse), 4931 nucleotides long. It is a transcript of the gene trim2b, whose product is annotated as tripartite motif containing 2b. The record is from RefSeq and is a predicted model, not a curated record. NCBI's taxonomy places the organism in Eukaryota, Metazoa, Chordata, Actinopteri, Labriformes, Labridae. Gene Ontology annotation, biological process: negative regulation of translation; proteasome-mediated ubiquitin-dependent protein catabolic process; protein polyubiquitination. The coding region runs from base 818 to 2833 and encodes 671 amino acids. The transcript has 14 exons. Gene Ontology annotation, molecular function: translation repressor activity; ubiquitin protein ligase activity; zinc ion binding.